Molecule: messenger RNA, 876 nt
Organism: Hypoxylon trugodes
Lineage: Eukaryota; Fungi; Ascomycota; Sordariomycetes; Xylariales; Hypoxylaceae
Product: V-type ATPase
Exons: 7
Coding region: 1-528 (175 amino acids)
Biological process (GO): proton transmembrane transport
Cellular component (GO): proton-transporting V-type ATPase, V0 domain
Molecular function (GO): proton-transporting ATPase activity, rotational mechanism
Source: RefSeq, a predicted model, not a curated record
AUGUCUGAGAUGAAUACCGCAUUCACUGACGCCAUGUACGAGGCACGCUGCCCAGUAUAUGCCUCUUUCUUCGGAGCGAUGGGCUGCGCAGCCUCCAUCGUCUUCACCGUCCUAGGCGCAUCCUACGGGACAGCCAAGUCAGCCGGUGCCAUCUUCUCGUCCGGCAUCAUCCGCCCGGAUCGGCUGAUGCAGAACACCCUCUGCGCAAUUAUGGCCCAGAUCCUAUCCAUUUAUGGACUAGUAGCCAGCGUUAUCAUCGCAGGUGACCUAGUCGAGAAGCUACCUCUACAUCAAGGCUUCCUACAGCUUGGCGCCGGCAUCAGCGUUGGGCUCAGCGGUCUCGCGGCCGGCUUUGCCAUUGGCAUAGUAGGAGAUGCGGGAGUGAGAGCUAGCAGUCAACAGCCGCGCUUAUACAUCGGCAUGGUCUUGAUCUUGAUCUUCGCCGAGGUCCUUGGCCUCUACGGUGUCAUUGUUGGGAUCCUGAUGUUGACUAAGUCUAAGGAGAAUGUCACUCAAUGCAUGUAUUGAUCUAGCAGAUCUCCUCGGGAUAGAACAUCUCCGCGAGAGUACGAGAGGGCCAAUCGUUAGUAGUCUUAUGUUGUAUGAGUAUGUAGUGUAUACGUCAGGAGCUAGGAGUCUGUGUACGCGUUGGUUUAUUUGACUAUUUGUUGGACUUUUGAAAUACUUUGUCAGAUCUAAGCUCUAUUGCCGUUAACACGUAAUGCCAAUACACUUCGUGAAUUGUAUUGUAUUGUAAAAAAUUGUUGCAUCAAAUCACCACCCAAACUCCCGAUUUCGUAGACUCUGACCUGACCUGGCUCUCGUGAGUUAUCUCGGGUAUGUUCAUCAUAUUAAUUAUCCAUUCCGAAUGAGGCA